Molecule: messenger RNA, 801 nt
Organism: Coniosporium apollinis CBS 100218
Lineage: Eukaryota; Fungi; Ascomycota; Dothideomycetes
Exons: 3
Coding region: 1-801 (266 amino acids)
Biological process (GO): peptidyl-proline hydroxylation to 4-hydroxy-L-proline
Cellular component (GO): endoplasmic reticulum
Molecular function (GO): L-ascorbic acid binding; procollagen-proline 4-dioxygenase activity; iron ion binding
Source: RefSeq, a predicted model, not a curated record
AUGCCGCCUAAAGGCAGAAGGAAAGACGCUGCUACCCAGUGUGCGCCAUCUAAAGCGCCGCCAAGAGCUGAACAGCCACGGCCAAACUGGCCAGUUCUUCACCCUCUGCUAUCAGAUGCAGAUUUGCACAUGCAUGAACUGCUUGCGGGUCAUAUCGUCACUAUUGCCAAUUUCUGGACCUCUACGCUUUGUAAAAACUAUACGAGUUUCCUGUCAUCCCUGCCUCUGACCACGACGCCUGGUAAACCUAAAAGAGGCGACGCUGUUAGAGUCAAUGAUCGCUUCCAGAUAGAUGAUCCCGCAUUUGCAGAGCAAUUAUGGAGCGGCACGGCACUGAGAGAUCUUGUUCUGGGCAACUUGGAGGAGACCGACGGGCUGUCCAUCCCUAAGGAUAGCCGACAAGCUCUAUGGGGCGGUGAAGUCGUAGGUCUCAAUCCGAACAUCAGGAUUUAUCGGUAUAGCAAAGGGCAGUUUUUCGAUCAGCAUUACGACGACUCCAACAACGUGACGAUUCCUGGGACGCCUCCGAUUCAAGCAAGGACCACCUGGACCCUCCUUCUGUAUCUCACCUCUGCGGCUACUGGCUGCAUAGGUGGCGAGACGGUGUUCUACCCAGAUCCAGCACCUGGGAAGAAAUCACGGAGCAAGAAAGAAUCGCCGCCUGACCCAAUAGUCGUGGAACUUGAGAUCGGUAUGGCCUUGUUGCACAGGCAUGGCGCGGACUGCAUGUUACACGAAGGAAGGGAGGUACUAGAAGGAGAGAAAUGGGUCAUCCGGAGCGAUCUGUGUGUGCGGCGAUGA